This is a messenger RNA of Colletotrichum navitas, 2268 nucleotides long. RefSeq lists its product as uncharacterized. Gene Ontology annotation, biological process: mRNA processing. The transcript has 6 exons. Gene Ontology annotation, cellular component: U2AF complex; commitment complex; nuclear speck. Gene Ontology annotation, molecular function: poly-pyrimidine tract binding; pre-mRNA 3'-splice site binding. Bases 336 to 1979 code for a protein of 547 amino acids. The record is from RefSeq and is a predicted model, not a curated record. NCBI's taxonomy places the organism in Eukaryota, Fungi, Ascomycota, Sordariomycetes, Glomerellales, Glomerellaceae.
AAGACAGCUCGAAAAAAGAAAGACAGCAUUUGAGGUGCAAUGGCUCGCCCUCGGCUGACUAAAGAAACAUGGCUCCCCUUAGCGUGGUUUGGCGUACCGCAGGCGGGGCCCUGGAGUUUGGACAACCCGCUCUCCACAGAGCUAUUGGCCAAUCACGCUGUGGUUUCAGAGCUUGACCUCUCCCGGGAAAAAAAGUUCCAGCCUCGCGCCAGUGGAAAGCACGACUGCGCCUUUGCCUCACGCGGCAAUCUUCAUCUCCAUUGUCAACCACCCUCUCCAGUCUUGACUAUCCAUCAUCCAAGAUUAGCCUUGUUACGCCACAAGCAUCCGCAAUCAUGAACGGCGACGGCUAUUCUCGUGGACGAGGAAAGGGAUCUCGCGACUACCCGAGGGAUCGCGAUGAUAGACGCGGUGAUCGAGACAGACACCGAGACCGAAGACGCUCCCGUUCGCCCUACGACCGAAGCUCCAGACGUCGCGAGGACGAGGACAGCUAUGCGACCAGCCGCAGUCAUCGCGAGCGCGAGCGAGAGGAUCGAUACUCUGGACGCGAUAGACGUGGAGGUGACCGAGAAUGGGAUCGCGACCGUGCAUCGACCAGGCGCGAUGCCAGAAGAGACGACGAUGACCGUCCUCGGAGAGACCGCGACCCGUAUGACGACAGACGCCGGGGCGGACGAGACAGGAACGAGGAUCCCGGCUUUGGCCGCCGCGAACGCCAGCGGAGCGCGACGCCCCCUCCAAAGAAGAGGGAACCCACGCCUGAUUUGACCGACGUCACGUCAGUCCUGGAGCGCAAGCGACGUUUGACUCAGUGGGACAUCAAACCCCCUGGUUAUGAGAAUGUCACUGCUGAACAAGCCAAGCUGUCAGGCAUGUUCCCUCUGCCCGGCGCUCCCCGCCAGCAGCCUAUGGAUCCGAGCAAGCUCCAGGCCAUCAUGAAUCAGCCCGGUGGUCAAGUCAACAGCGCUGCGCUGAAGCCUAGCAACUCGCGUCAGGCCAAGCGACUGCUCAUCAACAACCUCCCUCCUUCCGCGACCGAGGAAAGCAUCCAGAACUUCUUCAACUUGCAGCUGAAUGGACUGAACAUCAUCGAGAGCACCGAUCCCUGUACUAGUUGUCAGGUUUCUAAGGACCACUCGUUCGCCGUUGUCGAGUUUAGAAACGCAUCCGAAGCCACCGUGGCGCUGGCUCUCGACGGAAUCUCAAUGGAGGCCGAAGAUGCCACAAAUGGAGCAGCAGCCGACCAGGGUCUGGUCAUCCGCCGGCCAAAGGACUACAUCGUCCCGGCUGUGGUCGACGAUGUCCCUUACGAGCCGGGCGUCGUGUCCAACAUCGUCGUCGAUACGCCCAACAAGAUUAGUGUUGCCAACAUGCCCGUCUACCUCUCCGAGGAGCAAGUUUCAGAGCUUCUUGUGUCCUUUGGCGAACUCAAGGCGUUUGUGCUUGUUCGUGACAAGAGUACGGAAGAGUCUCGAGGCAUUGCGUUCUGCGAGUAUGUUGAUCCCGCAGCCACAGACGUUGCCAUCCAGGGUCUCAACGGUAUGGACCUCGGCGACAAGAGGCUCAAGGUUCAGAAGGCCAGCGUGGGUGUUACCCAAGUAGCCGGAGUAGAGAUGGGCGUUGCCGCCAUGUCUAUGCUGGCGGGAACGACUUCAACAGACUCUGAGGAGACCCGUGUUUUGCAACUUCUCAACAUGGUGACACCCGAGGAACUGAUGGACAAUGACGACUAUGAAGAAAUCAAGGAAGACGUCCAAGAAGAGUGCGCCAAAUUUGGUACCGUUCUCGACAUCAAGAUUCCUCGGCCAGUCGGAGGAAGCAGGCAGUCUGCUGGUGUGGGCAAGAUCUUUGUCAAAUUUGAAACGAAGGAGGCCGCAAACAAAGCGCUUAAAGCGCUUGCAGGACGCAAAUUUGCCGACAGAACUGUCGUCACAACCUAUUUCCCUGAGGAGAACUUCGAGGUCGGUGCUUGGUAAUUGCUUUUGGCGGAUAGCGGUGGGGGAAACAGAAGAAGCCAUACACAGGUAUCUAUCGUAAGGGCAGGGCUCGGCGGAAAAGAAAUUUCGGGCUAGUCGUCUGCUGACUGCCUUGUAACCAACCAAAAUGCUGUAUCAUAAUUCCGUGGCGAGACGAGCCAGGCAUGGAGUCUUCUUUCAGUCGCUCGAAUUAGAUCUACUUACGGGUGCACUCUGCAGCCAGCGUGAUGGUCACGAAUGAAAGCCAGGUGACUUUAUAUAACGCAUUCCUCCCGCUUAAAGCUGUGAG